Molecule: messenger RNA, 5818 nt
Organism: Lethenteron reissneri (Far Eastern brook lamprey)
Lineage: Eukaryota; Metazoa; Chordata; Hyperoartia; Petromyzontiformes; Petromyzontidae
Gene: IPP
Product: intracisternal A particle-promoted polypeptide
Molecular function (GO): protein binding
Source: RefSeq, a predicted model, not a curated record
CUGGCGAGAGAGCAGCUCCCCACCCCCCGUCCACCAUCAGAGCGGCCCGCCUGUGAUGCCGAGAAACAACAUCGAUCAAGGUUUCUCGGAAGUAAUAACAUAUUUUAACAUGAUCAAAGUACUGAAGACCAUUUUAUGAAAAAAAAUAAAGUUGAAAAACCUGAUAAAAUUAAUUUUAUUGUAUUAAAAAUGCUAUUAUGAGAAUACAUGCAACAAAUUUACUUCAAAACUAAAAUUAAAUCGACAAAAAACCCAACAAAACCGCCACCCAAAAAAUGGCUACUCCCAACUAUUCGCGCUCGACCUUCGACCCGGACGUCGUCCCCGGUUCCACGCCGGAUUCUACCCCGGACUCGGAAGCGGCUCCUUCCUCAACCCUUCACCCAGGAGGGGCCACCACCGAUCAGCGCUGCUAUCAGGACGAGACGCACGCGGUGCGCCUGCUGCGGUCACUCAACGCCCUCCGCAAGGACGCCACGCUGUGCGACGCCCGCCUUUCUGUGGGCGGAACGCAGUUUUGCGCCCAUUCGGCUGUUUUGGCGGCGGCGAGCCCCUACUUUCAAGCUAUGUUCGCCGGACCGUUGUCCGUUGUCACAGCAACUGGUGGGGUCGCGGCUGAUGGCGCUGUCGACGGCGGUUGUGACGACGGUGGUGGUGACGACGGUGGUGGUGACGACGGUGGUGGUGACGACGGUGGUGGUGACGACGGUGGUGGUGUUGACGACGGUGGUGGUGUUGACAGUGGGAGUCACGUAAAAGUAGAUGGUGACUCCGACAAAGCAAGCAAGGUGGUCCAGUCCGAGCCUUUGGUUCAAAUAGGAGGCAUUGAUGCGGAGACCUUUGAGAUUUUGCUGAACUACGUGUACACAGGCUCUCUCAAGUUGUCCGAAUCAAACGUCCAGGACGUCGCCAUAGCUGCCGACAUGCUUAGCCUGGCUGGCGUCGUUAGGAUCUGCAGUGACUUCCUGCGGGAGCACAUAUCGGCUGAGAACUGCCUGGGGGUGAUGAUGUUCGCCACCGCCAUCUCCUGUCCCGACCUGGAGGCCCAUGCCUGCCAGUUCUUCUAUGACAACUUCGUUCCUGUGUCUGAGGAGGCGGAGUUCUUGUCGCUCCCCCCAGCCCUGGUGCUGAAUGCCCUGGGCAGCGAGGAGCUGCGCGUGGAGCGUGAGGAGCAGGUGCUGACAGCGGCGAUGCGCUGGUUGCUGCACGCUCCGGCCUCGCGCCGCCUCCACCUCCUCCACAUCAUCAAAGCCGUGCGGCUCCCACUGAUCCCGCCCACCACCGUCACCUCCACCAUCGACGCCAUUGAAGAUCUCAGCGUUCGAGUGGCCCUGCAGGUUUUGCUGGAUGAGUACCAGGUCCCUCGACUGAGCAAGUCCUCCCGACCAACCGCCGUCUCCACCUCUGACUUUUCUCGUAGAGCCAAGCCGCGGAGAAAAGCUCGCAAAUACCUCUACGUCAUCGGAGGAUACACAAGGCAGCAGGGGGGUCGAUGGGGAGACAGCCGCGCUCUGAGCUGUGUGGAGCGUAUGGACACCAUCUCACUCUACUGGACAUUGGAACCAUCUCUCCACCAGGCCCGGAGUGGUCACUGUGUGGUCACGCUCGAUGGAUUCAUUUACGCAAUUGGAGGAGAGAGCGAAUCAAUGAUCUUCGCAUUUGUGGAGAGGUUUGACCCCGUGUGUCGGCAGUGGGCUCCCGUAGCAUCCAUGCUCUCCCCUCGAUGCAGCUUUGGAGCCUGUGUCUGCAAUGGAGCCAUUUACGUCAUGGGAGGCUGGGUGGGUGCCGACAUAGGCUCAUCGGUGGAGCGUUAUGAUGCGGCCGAGAAUCGCUGGGUGGCUCUGGACAGCAUGGAACCUCCUCGUCACAGCUUUGGUUGCUGCCACAUGGACGGCCUGAUCUACGUGGCGGGCGGGCUGGGCGUGGGCAGCUCGGAGCUCUCGUCAACGGCGUCGUUCGAUCCGCGGAGGCAGCGCUGGACGUGGCUGCCUGCGCUGCAGCGCGCGCGCUCCCACGUGGCGCUGUGCGCACUGGGCGGUCGCAUCUACGCGCUCGGAGGCUGGGACGACGCGCUGGGCGCCCUCGACUCCGUGGAGGUGUACUCGCCCGAUGAGGAAUGUUGGCAGGAAGCCCCGCCCAUGCCCUGCGCCCGUGCCGGUUGCGCCGCGGUGGCCGUCGGGGGCCGCCUGUACGUGACGGGGGGCCGCAUAGCCCCCCCGGGGGGUGGGCUCUUCUCCUCCAUGGCGUUGCCAGGCGCAGAGGGCUCCUUGUGGGGGACGGCGCCCCCCGUGACGCUCGACAGCACGGAGAUGUUCGACCCGACCAGCGGCACGUGGCAGACGCUCGGAAGGCUCGUGACGAGCCGCACGGAGGCCGGCCUCGCCGCUAUCUAAACUCGCGCAGGGGCCGAGCAGGCUUGAGGCAGACCUUAGCGGACCCAACUGGACCCUGACUGAGCCAUAUUAGACCUGGAGAGGCAUCGCCAGGAAUUGCUCGGCAUGAUUAGGCCUGAACUGGUCCCACGAUAUCAUGACCAAAUACGGACUAGAUCUGAACUGGUUUGGACCAGAUAUUAUUAGGCCUCUUUGGGAACAAGAAGUGCCUAACGAAACCCCAAUCAGAUCCGUUUAGUUCGAGGAUCGUGCAUUGAAGGUGCCAGAACUGGAGUUUAACGGGUCCAGCAACAUCCUGAUCGGGCCCAGUUAGGCCUGAACAGGCAAGACCAGGUCUAAGUGGGCCUGAGAAAGAUUCCUAAUGAGACUGGAGGUUAAGAUUGGGUGUUAGCGGAGGUCAGUGUGUCUGCUUACUCAAUUGAACAUGGAGUUGCACUCAUCUCGGUUGACAAUCACAAGCCGCCUGGGUUAGAAAUGAUAUAUUUCCAUGACAGAGACAAGUAUCACUAGGACAACCACGCUUGACUUCAAGGUAGGACCUGUUUAGUCCCAAUUAGGCCUUGUAAGGCGUGGCUCUGCACAGCCAGGCCAGUAUUCAUUUUAUUUACCCGAGAGGGAUGAUCAUGAGCCUCGUCAAACCGAGGCGAGACUUUGAAUUUGAGACCUUUUGACCAGGCAUCACACGCUGUUACCAUUGAGUCACGCGGCUGAUAGGGUUAGAGUUGGAUUGAAGGUCGUAGCUUUGCUAUAGUGUUACCCAUUUGGGUAUAUGGGAAUGUGUGGAUUUAGGCAGUUCUAUGUCAUUAGUUAUGUAAUAUAAAGUAUGUACAUUUUGACUUAAAGCUUUCGUGACUGCAGGAAUUCAUAUUCUUUGGGUAUUUCGGUAAAGCCACGUAGAUAGAAAAAUUAUAAAUACAAAAUCACGACGUUUCGAUCGCAACACAAGUAUUCUCUCAAUUUCAAUUUAAAGGGUUUUUAUAAAUUUCUCAGCGGAUACAAAGAGAACCCAAGAAAACACAAGAAACAGCACUCCAUCCCGGACACUACGACGGGCCCAUUCCGAUCUCCGUCACAUCCGUGGGCACCCCCCCCCCCCCCCAUAUACAAAGCAAAAACCCUGCAACCGCAACGCCCACCGCCCCGCACCCCCACAACCACCGUCCCCAACACCAUUUACCCACGCAAUGCUUCACCACAUCGCCUUCCCUCGACCGAACACGGACAUCCUUCGCCCGCACCACUCAGCAGGCCGGCAAGAUCACGCAUGUCCCCCCCCCGUCCCUUCCCAUACCCCCGACCCCUCCCUACCCCACCCCGGGUAGGGGCCACUUCCACUUCAUACCCGCGGCCUUGUAUCCCAGCGCAACCCGGUCCACUCCCAUCACCCUGUCCAGCAGCCUGCUCGCCCAGUAACACCCCCCCAAAGGCGUCACAGGAGACCCAUCCAGCUCCUUUCUUCGCGCCCCCCACAAGGCCUCCUUCGUCGCACCUAUUAUGGCCCACGCCCGAUCUCUGUCGUCCCCUCCCCCAUCCCCCUUAAGACUCCCCACAUAAUGUCCCGCAUUGACACCUGCGCCGGGUAAAACCGGGACAACAGCGGACCGCUCCGUCUCCACACCUCCUGUGCGAAGGGCCACUUCACCAUGAUGUGCACCGCUUCCUCAUCUGUGCCGCAGCCCCUCGGGCAUUUGGGGGAGCGUGCCAUUUGGCGGGAAAACAUGAAGCUCCUCGUCCCCAAUCUGUCCCGCACCGCCAACCAGGACAGGCCCCUCUGCUCCUUUGUGAGCCCAGUUGAUGAAGUGUUCCUGCACACUUGUCGGUGCACAGCCCUCUUCGCUCCCACCACCCCCUCGCAGGCCUCCCCUUCGUCCACUUCGGCCGUCACCUUCCUGGGGUUCCACGGUCCCCCUCUCUGGCUCAACCCAUACUAGAUUUGAAGCUUUCGUGACUGCAGUGAUUCAUAUUCUUAGGUUCUUUCGGUAAAGUCACGUAGGUAAAAAUUUAUUAAAAUUAAUAAAAGUAAAAUAAAAAUAAAAUAAAAAUCACAGAUUUUUAUUUAAUUUUUAUUUCACUGAUUUUUAUUUUACUUUUAUUAAUUUUAAUAAUUUUUUACCUACAUGACUUUACCGAAAAAAACCUAAGAAUAUCAAACCAUACUCAUUUAUGUCGUCCCCCACCACCGUGUUGAGCCAGCCCUGUGGCCAGGCCGAGGGUGUACCCCUCGCCAAUUGGGUCAUCCCAAACCGCCUCGGGAGCCACGUCAGGCCAUACCUCAAAUAACAGGCGGCCUUCCCCCGGGGCCCUUGGGAACAAGUAUUCUCUCACAAUACAAUGGCCACCUCCACAGCUUCGUCGUCGUGGAGGUAGCCCAGCCAGAGGUCGCAAACGGGUUUUGAUUCCUUACCCGUACCCGGCCGCACCAGGGUCGCAAAUGGGUACCCGUACCCGGCCGGGUACGGGUACCCGUUCCCUACCCUACCCGAAAUGAGUGACAAACGGUUACUCACCAGUGACUCGCGGCCUAUCCGUACCCGUACCCUGGCUGCACCAGGGUCGCAAACGGGUACCUGUACCCGUACCUGGCCGGGUACGGGUAGCCGGGUAUGGGUAGGGUACGGAUAUCGGGUACCCGGUUGCGACCUCUGAGCCCAGCUCACCCAUCUUACAUUGACAUGCAAAUUUAAUCUCUAGCCCCGCCCACUUCGCUUAUGACCCUUGGGCUAGACCCAUCUCAAACCUUUAUAACAUCCUGCCUCAGCAGCUCUCCCGCUAUAUUUUUUACCUGAUGACGAUUGCUUGUGUUGCGAUCGAAACGUCGUGAUAUUUUUAUUUAUUAUUUUUCUAAGUGGCUUUACAGAAAGACCCAAAGAAUAUGUACAUUUUGUACAUUUCUAAAAUAUGAUUUAUUUCUCACCUUUAUUUAAUCAGGUGAUAACCCACUUAUCAUCUAUCAUCUUUUUUUAUAAGUGUCGGGUCAGUUUUGUUUCACAAAUACAAAGGAGGCCUCGUCACAGCAAAACACUCCACUAUUCCUGAUGCAAUUAUCUGGCUCCACCACAAUGUAAAAUUGUACUUGUGGCUCUACAUGAACUUCAGCCAUACGAGGGAGUAUUUAUUUCACAUUUUAAUAAUUUUUUGACUAAAAUGACACAUUAAAGUGUCUCCUUGCUGAAACAAGGAUGGUGCUCAUAUCUGCUGAUGACUCAUAGCCAGCAGUGGAAAUUCCACAACCAUGAAUGGGCCAAUCUUUACAGGGAACUACCACAAGGUGUAUAAUUGUCUUUUACACUCGCGAUACAUGCGUCGAAUUGUGCGUACGAGAAUGAAUAUAUUUACAAUUUAUGCAAAUAAUAUGCAAGUGAUGUGCUGUUACAUUUAGGCUGAACACGAAAUACGAAGCUGAAAAAAUGAGAACAGCAUACGUG